Molecule: messenger RNA, 784 nt
Organism: Hibiscus syriacus
Lineage: Eukaryota; Viridiplantae; Streptophyta; Magnoliopsida; Malvales; Malvaceae
Product: PITH domain-containing protein At3g04780-like
Exons: 7
Coding region: 97-585 (162 amino acids)
Source: RefSeq, a predicted model, not a curated record
AUUUGUCUUUAACUUUGUCUCCAAUUAUUCUCUUGGUGCUUCUUUUUCUUUGUCAAGACAAUUUUUAUAUCAGCAAUCUCAUUAACCUCUUAGACCAUGGCUGUUGCUGAAUCAGCUACUGCAAUUCAAAGAAACCAAGUUGAUCUCUUGGACUUCAUUGAUUGUUCUGGAGUUGAAUGCCAUAACCAAAGCUCUGGUCACCUUCUGGCCGAUGCUCUCAAGCAGGGUUAUAGAGAAGAUGAAGGCUUGAAUCUAGAGAGUGAUGCAGACGAACAACUUUUGAUAUAUAUCCCUUUCACUCAAGUCGUUAAACUACAUUCCAUUGUCGUUAAGGGAUCCAAAGAGGAAGGUCCUAAGACGGUGAAACUUUUUACAAACAGGGAGCAUAUGGGGUUUAGUAAUGUCAAUGACUUCACUCCAAGCGACGCUGCUGUUUUAUCGCUAGAUAAUCUGAAGGGCAAACCUAUAGUCGUGAAGUAUGUCAAGUUUCAGAAUGUUCGUAGCUUGACGAUAUUUAUCGAGGACAAUCAAUCGGGUUCCGAAAUCACUAAAGUUCAGAAGAUCGCUUCAUAUGGAUCAAUGUAAGUUCUUAAUAAUUCUUAAUCGCCGUUCUCCGCAUUAUUUGAUGUCAUUUUCAUCUUUAAUGUUGCUGGAUAAAUUCUAGUUUACUGGUUCCUUCUUAGCAUCAACAUAUUGUUCAAGACAUGAACUUGUGCUUUAGUCACAUUGUCUUUCUUUUGUAUUGUGUUGUCUCUGUCACACCCGAGCUAAGGACAACAUGAUC